Molecule: messenger RNA, 1658 nt
Organism: Sapajus apella (tufted capuchin)
Lineage: Eukaryota; Metazoa; Chordata; Mammalia; Primates; Cebidae
Gene: HES4
Product: hes family bHLH transcription factor 4
Exons: 4
Coding region: 894-1562 (222 amino acids)
Biological process (GO): anterior/posterior pattern specification; regulation of transcription by RNA polymerase II
Cellular component (GO): nucleus
Molecular function (GO): RNA polymerase II cis-regulatory region sequence-specific DNA binding; protein dimerization activity; DNA-binding transcription factor activity, RNA polymerase II-specific
Source: RefSeq, a predicted model, not a curated record
GCGCCCGCGUCCGGCCCUUCGCAGUAACCGGCGCGAACGGCGCCCCUCGUUUCUCCGUGAGCCCGACUUCCUGCAGCUGAGCGCGCGGACGGGUGGCCUGGAAGCUCCUGGCGACACCGGCCCCAUGACGUCAUCCCACUGCCUCGCGCCACCGCCGCGGCCGCCCGUGACGUCACCAGCCUGCUCGCGUCCCGCCCGGCCCUGCGGGGUCCCCUGUGCGCCCCUUCCCCAUGCGGUGACGCCGCCCUCUCCCCGCCCGUGCGUCCCAGGGGGACGCUUCCUGCAGCCCUAGGUGCCCAGGACGCGCGCUGCGGGAGGCGCCUCCGGAGGCCGGGCCGGUGUCGUGUCAAACUCGGAGACCCAUUGGGGCCAAAACCGGCACCGGAGGGGGCGCGCGAGGGUCGGACGAAGGAAGAGGCGCCACUCCAGGCUCGCCCACCCCUCGGGGCCGCCCGACCCCGCGCCCGGGGCGAAAAGUCCUUCCCGGCUCCCCGCUCGGCCCCCGGGGCGGGAAAGUGAGCCCCAGACUCCGCGCAGCCAGGGGUCCCUGGUCCCCGUUGUCCCCCGGCGCGGUGCUCGGCCCCGGCUGCAGGGGAGGGGCGCGGAUCGCCCGGCCUGGCCCCAGGGUCGGAGGAGGGCGCGAGGGGAGCCCCCCCCAGGCCUUUGUCGCCCGCGGCCGGGAGCCUAGGCGUGACUGACAGCGGCAGGGGAGGCAGCGGGCGCCGAUUGGCCGGCGCGAGUGUGGGAAAGAACGCGGGGCCGGGUUCACACGCCCCGCGGCGGCUAGGCCUUAAAUAGCGGCGCGAGCCGGCGCUGCGCGCGGGCCUAGAGCCGGGACCCGCCCGAGGGUUUCGGACCGCCGUCCGCCCGCUCUACCCGGCGCAGGGCGCACCAUGCCCGCAGACACUCCGGGGAAGCCGAGCGCCUCUCCGCUGGCAGGAGCGCCGGCCAGCGCCAGCCGGGCCCCGGACAAGCCGCGGAGCGCGGCCGAGCACCGCAAGUCCUCCAAGCCGGUCAUGGAGAAGCGGCGCCGAGCGCGCAUUAACGAGAGCCUCGCUCAGCUGAAAACCCUCAUCCUGGACGCCCUCAGGAAAGAGAGCUCCCGCCACUCGAAGCUGGAGAAGGCGGACAUCCUGGAGAUGACUGUGAAACACCUGCGGAGCCUGCGGCGCGUGCAGGUCACAGCCGCGCUCAGCGCCGACCCCGCCGUCCUGGGCAAGUACCGCGCCGGCUUCCACGAGUGUUUGGCGGAGGUGAGCCGCUUCCUGGCCGGCUGCGAGGGCGUCCCGGCCGACGUGCGCUCCCGCCUGCUCGGCCACCUGGCCGCCUGCCUGCGCCAGCUGGGGCCCUCCCGCCGCCCGGCCGCGCCGCCCCCGGCUGUCCCCGCCGCAGAGGCCCCGGCGCCCGAGGUCUGCGCGGGCCGCCCGCCGCUGCCGUCGCUCGGAGGUCCCUUCCCCCUGCUCGCGCCGCCGCUGCUGCCGGGUCUGACCCGGGCGCUGCCCUCCGCCCCCAGGGCGGGGCCGCAGGGCCUGUGCGGACCGUGGCGGCCGUGGCUGCGUUGACGCUGCAGCCCUGGGACCGCCCGGAGACCGCGCCCCGUUUUAGGGCCGGGGCCUCUUCUGAGACUGUACCGGAGAAAACGUAUUUAUUGCUCCAGA